This is a messenger RNA of Mercurialis annua (annual mercury), 792 nucleotides long. RefSeq lists its product as uncharacterized. The record is from RefSeq and is a predicted model, not a curated record. Bases 73 to 549 code for a protein of 158 amino acids. NCBI's taxonomy places the organism in Eukaryota, Viridiplantae, Streptophyta, Magnoliopsida, Malpighiales, Euphorbiaceae. The transcript has 5 exons.
AAUGGUUACUUAACUUCUUUUUAUAUGUAGAAAAAUAGCAAUCGAAAUUCUUCCAACCGAAAUACUUCAAAAAUGAGGAUACCUCAUCGUAGCGGAAGCAAGCCACAUAGAGAUCUUAUAUAUGGCAUGGGAGGAAAAGAUGGUAAUCCUCCUGAUAGUUCAAAAGUUUUCUUUGCGACUAGGCAAAAAAAUGGAAAUUUAGUUGAUCAAGAAGCAAUGAACAAAUAUGAUGAAAUAAUGAAGGUGAAGGAGUCUAAUACAUCUUUCGAUGAUAUAGAACUCAUCGAGAAAUGCUUUGGAUCACAGUCUCACAGCCAUGUAUUUUGUUAUGGCGGUGGAAUCAAGAGAAAGCAUUUGGUUGAAUCAAACUCUUCUUAUGUUAAAAAGCUUGAAGCUAGACUUCUUGAAAAGGAGGAAGAAAAUGGUGUGCUUCAAAAACGCAUUGAUGGAAUUGAAAAUAGAUUAGAACAAAUCGAGAAAGACAACAGUCAACCAUCAAUGGCAUCAACAAGAAGCAAUGAUGAUCUUCAUCAGGUUCAUCAUUCUUAAACCCAACAUUUUGGCUCUUUUUGACAAGACUAUAAGUUCAUGAAGACAAGACAUUGAAUCGAAGAACAUAGCCCAUUUUUAGCACACUAUUUUAUUCUUUUAAGGUUCUGUUAAUGUUCAUUGAAAAGUACAUUACAUACAUAUGUUUUUUUUAUCAGGAGACAUAUAUGAAUGCUUUUUGUUGGAUCAAUAUAAAUCGUUUUAGACAUAUUAUCAAUUUUGUAUUUAUUUUGUUUAUAUUAA